Molecule: messenger RNA, 432 nt
Organism: Knipowitschia caucasica
Lineage: Eukaryota; Metazoa; Chordata; Actinopteri; Gobiiformes; Gobiidae
Source: the annotation of a GenBank genome assembly
AUGCUCCGCUGGGCCGAGACCGACGCUGGGCCGAGACCGACGCUGGGCCGAGACCGACGCUGGGCCGAGACCGACGCUGGGCCGAGACCGACGCUGGGCCGAGACCGACGCUGGGCCCAGACCGACGCUGGGCCGAGACCGACGCUGGGCCGAGACCGCGCUGGGCCGAGACCGACGCUGGGCCGAGACCGACGCUGGGCCGAGACCGACGCUGGGCCGAGACCGACGCUGGGCCGAGACCGACGCCGAGACGCUGGGCCGAGACCGACGCUGGGCCAGACCGACGCUGGGCCGAGACCGACGCUGGGCCGAGACCGACGCUGGGCCGAGACCGACGCUGGGCCGAGACCGACGCUGGGCCGAGACCGUCGCUGGGCCGAGACCGAUCCCGGACCACAGCCAGACCACAGCCAGACAAACAAACACGGCUGA